AUGGAUGCGAAACAACGGGAGGACGGGACGACGGCGCCUUGGUGGCGCGACGGGGAGUACGACGAGACGCGAGCGGAGGAGGCGAACGAUCGAGGGAUGGCGCGGAUGAAGAAGAAAGAGUACGAGAAUGCGUUCGAUGAGUUCACGGAGGCGAUCAGGCUCGAGCCGCGGAAGGCGGUGUAUCACGCGAACCGUUCCGCGGCGGCGCUCAAAUUGGAGCGGUUUCGAGCGGCUGCGGAGGACGCGGCGUGCGCGAUAGAACGCGAUUCACGCUACGUCAAGGCGCUUUUGCGCGGUGCUUCGGCGCAAUUGAAGUUGAGGUGCCCAGAAAAAGCGCUGGAGCUGUUUGAGGCGGUGCUGGAGAUCGAUCCAGAGGACGAGAGCGCU
Molecule: messenger RNA, 387 nt
Organism: Ostreococcus lucimarinus CCE9901
Lineage: Eukaryota; Viridiplantae; Chlorophyta; Mamiellophyceae; Mamiellales; Bathycoccaceae
Exons: 1
Biological process (GO): post-translational protein targeting to endoplasmic reticulum membrane
Cellular component (GO): membrane; TRC complex
Molecular function (GO): molecular adaptor activity; protein binding
Source: RefSeq, a predicted model, not a curated record